Cyclopterus lumpus (lumpfish) is the source of this 5803-nucleotide messenger RNA. RefSeq names its product CACN subunit beta associated regulatory protein b (gene cbarpb). Gene Ontology annotation, molecular function: transmembrane transporter binding. Gene Ontology annotation, biological process: negative regulation of voltage-gated calcium channel activity; negative regulation of calcium ion-dependent exocytosis. The transcript has 10 exons. Gene Ontology annotation, cellular component: secretory granule; plasma membrane. Bases 313 to 2931 code for a protein of 872 amino acids. The record is from RefSeq and is a predicted model, not a curated record. Lineage: Eukaryota; Metazoa; Chordata; Actinopteri; Perciformes; Cyclopteridae.
CUCCAUCAGGGUAAGACGCGGGGCUGGUAGAAAGCAGGAUGUGGUUCAGCGAUGCAAAGGGAAGCAUGCUGGUCACACACAGCCUGAUGUGUUUCCAGUAACUGUAUUUUUUUAUUAUUAUUAUUAUUAUUGUUUUUGUUUUUGUUCAUGCUUGGACGGUAGACGCAGGGAGUUAGAGGCUCGGCAGUAGCUUACAGGUUGUGGUGCUGAAGUUGACAGAGCAGCAGCGACUAGCAGGAGAGCAAGGAGCACUGAGUGCUGCUGGCAUGUUGCUCCUACCCUGCUGGGGGGACUCUCUAGUUGGCCUGGACCAUGAGCAAUGAGUCUACCGUCUGGAACAUACCAGAAAACUCCACAGAGAUCCCGUUCGUGGCCGAGGAGCAGCAGGAUGGCUCCGUGCUCCUCCCGGUGAUCCUCUCCGUCUUCCUGGUGGGAACCGUGAUCUCCAUCUCCGUCUUCCUCCUCGCCUUCCGUCGCUGCUGUCGAGGAGGGCCGUGGUGUGCCAGGGCCAGCGAUGACCCCGAGAAAACCAACACCACCUACGUGGAGGAGUGUCAGCCCACCCAUGAAAUCACCAUCAGGGUGGACGAUUCCGACUGCCUGUCAAUGGCCAGCGCCCACAACCAGGAGACGGAGCGCUUCCUCUCCACGGGCACCAUGGGCCGCCGCGUCUCCUUCAACGAGGCCGCGCUCUUCGAUAACAGCAAGAAGGCGCAGGAGAAGGGCCGCAGGUACACUCUGACCGAGGGCGACUUUCACCACCUGAAGAACGCCCGGCUCACACACCUCCACAUGCCUCCCCCGGGCCUCAAGAUAGUCACCAUCCAUGAGUGCGACUCGGCUGAGAACAGCGUCGCCAUGACGACGCGCCCUGUCGCCAAGUCGACACUUUCCAUCUUCCAGCCGAUGCUGUGCCCUCUGCCACAAACAGCGCUGACCAGCCUGAGUGUCAAUCCCGGCUGUGCCCUCCCUGGAGACGCCCUCAACUCGGUGGUGGACACCAGCUUCAGUGAGAACACUGCUGCUCUCGGAGUUAAAGAGCCCAUCUCCAGCUCCAUCGAGAUGAUGGGCGCGUGGCCCCAGGGCAGCGGUGUCGGAGAAGGGGCCCCUCAUGCCGGCGGUGGCGGCGCGGGAAGCCAGGGGCCCGUGCUGCAGUUCUUCACUAAACUGCGGCGCCACGCUAGCCUGGAGGGGUCCAGCCCCUACUUCAAGAUCAAGAAGUGGAAGCUGGACAGCAGCCAGAGAGCCUCCAGUCUGGACACCCGAGGCUCUCCAAAGCGGAGGCAGUUCCAGCGGCAGCGAGCCGCCAGCGAGAGCAUGGACCAGGACGACAACGACGCGCACCACAUAGACCUCAUCCAGUACUUCGCCCGCACCCGGGACCUCGCCUACGGUCCCGGCCACCCGGCGACACGCCUCCUCUCGCCUCCUUCCACGCCGCCCCCCUCCCUCGGCAGGGUAGAGGUAGAGGUGAUGGUGGAGCCCAGCUGCAGCCAUGGAGGGCCAGGGGUAAUUGGCCUGUCCCCUGAUCCCCAAGACGAAGCACUGUCCCUGGCAAGAAGGGAAGUUGCAGACCCCCCAGAUCCCCAGGACCCCCAGUCCCUUUACAAAGACAUAUGGAGCCUUCGCGCGACACUGGAACAAUACGCCGCCUCCGACCAGAGCAGCAACAACGACCGGAACUCCGUCUGCAGUGACGCUGAAAGUGUGUGUUCGCUGGGCGGGCGCACGGAGACGGGAGGAGGAGGAGGGCCGCCCAGCUACCAGUCCCAGGAUUUAGGGGACGAGGGUGGAGAGGACGACAAGGACAUUUCGAUGUAUUUGGACGAGAGGUCGGGGGUGACGGAGGGAAGAAAGAGGAAACAGAAAAGCACAGACUCGGAGCGAGGGGCCAGCGACGGAGAAACGGGGACUCGUAAAUUGCUGCAGAUGGACAGCGGCUACGCGUCGAUAGAGGCUCCGUGUCGCGGGCCGGAAGACCUGCGACUGUUUGGGAGCGUUGGCGGCAGCCCGAAGGACAGGACUGCCCACGAGAAGCGGCACUACUUUACCAACGCGGGGCGCAGCGGCACCGUCGGCGAGAGCUUUGAGUCUCAUCUCUUUGAGGAGGAGCUGGAGGACGAGUUGCUGCUGGGCGCCAGCGGAGGGGUUUCCAUAGAAACGGGUGCCGGUUCACUGAGCUGGGUCCCGUACGGUGAGACGCUCGCACCCCGAGAGGCCGCGCGGCCUUCCCCUCAACCGCCGGACCUGCACCGGCGAGACUACAGCAUCGACGAGAAGACGGACGCCCUCUUCCACGAGUUUCUCCGCCACGACCCUCAGUUCGACCAGCAGGAGUCGCCGCUGAGGAAGCACCGGUCCCGGAUCCACCUCCGCAAGCAGUGGCAGCGCCACAAGCAGUGGAGCGACCCGGGCGUCAGACACUUCCAGACCUCUUUCGACCGACUCCGGGCCCCGCUCAGGAGAGGCGACAGCGUGAACUACCCGUUGGACACGAGCUACCACAGCACGCUCCCCCGCAUCGUCAGCGCUCCCGACGAGGAGACCAGCGAGGGGGCCGGCAGCGCUCCCGACGCUCCAAAGCGCGUCGCCACCGAGACUCGGGGCAAGGACAGGGAGCGGGUCAGAGACGCGGAGGACGACGCCCCCUCUUCCCCGCCACCUCUGUGGCACUCCGGCGAGCCCGAAGACCCUCAGGAGGACAGCAGACAACACGCACUCCCACCCGAGCCCCCGGACGAGCGCUCGCCCCCUCAGCCGCCGGACUCCUCGGGCUACGGCCCGCAGACCAUCACAGCGGAGCUCACGGACAAACUGGCCGCUCACCUGGGGGACAGGCUGUACGCGGGCCUCCGCAGGACCAAGGACUCGGCCGCCGAGUGCGUGACGGUGGCGGCCGCGCGUGCUUCUCCGGACCACAGCCCAGUGUAGCAGGGCUCCAGGCGUCCUCCUCCUCCUCGUCAUCCUGCCGAUGCACACUUUUCCUUUUCUUUUUCCGUUCGAUUCGUCCCGCCUCCGUUUUUCGCCGUCUCUCCGCGCGCAGCUCGAAUGGCGUGCUGGAUGGGAAGCGUGCUUUAAAUCACCUGACGUACAGAUGAUCCACUAGAAAUGCAGCCGGCGGCGACUCGUGCCAUCACGAAGCUGUGAUGCAAGAUAACAGACAAACAGAGCUAACAUAACAAAUAUCAUAAGCUUUCAGUAAUCACUGUUUCCUCAUUAAUUGGGUCUGAAGUCUAUGUCCAUCUCUGGCUUCUUGUCUCUGCUCUCCAGUUUGAAUGACUGAAACCAAUAUGGCGUCAGAGCGUGUGGAUCCACUGUGAAACCAGGUGCUAUCAGAUGAGUGGAAAGCUACAGAUCUGGACGCAUAAGUGGGAAAUAAGUAGUUUUAUCACUAUGUAUGAGCUACAAAAUGAUCUAAAAUAUCUGAAUACUCAAUCAAAGGCAAAUUUGAAGGGACUUUUCACCCCAAAAAUGAAAACUACCUCUCACCUGUAGCGCUGUUCAUCAUCUAGAUGGUUUAGUCGCCGAGUGUCGGAAAAACUUUUAAGAGGAAGUGGACGAUAGGCUCGCGUUUGUAGAUUAUGGCGAUGUGGAUUUUUGGGUGAACUGUCCCUUUUUAAAAGGUUGUUUAGAUCAGUAGUUCCCAACCUGUGAGAAGUCAGAGAGGAUUAAAGUGAUUUAUGUUUCUAUUACAAACAGUUAUGUCUGGUUUUGUCCUCAGCGAUCAGUUACGGUCUCCGUAGAGCUGCGUCAAUCUCAUCCACGCUUGUUGCCAAUUUUGUGCCAAUUUUUUCCGACUUUUUCCCGAAUGUAACUCGCUCCGUUGGGAAGAUGGCGUCGCAAAGCUCUGAUUGGUGGAAUGUUUUUCGUGGUCCGGAAAUGAUAUAAAAAACAAAUGUCGUCUUUCUUUUGUUCCCAUCCACCAAUGUUUUAUAAUUCAACGCAUGAAUAUUAUUAGAUGUUUUAGAGUCAUUAAAUAAUUAUUAUUAUUAAAUUUCUGCGCUAUAAUUGGUCCACUGAUCCUAAUUUUGACAAUAAAACCUUCAAACUUUGCACGAUAUUGCGUGCGUUCAGCUUCUAAAUGGCUUCGAUACGGCUAUUCGAUGCUUUUUGAUUUUUUUUCCUGUAACUCCAUUAUCGAAAAUCAAAGUUGACUUCAUUUAAGUUAAUUUAUUUGAGUAAUUUCACUACUUGUGAUGUGUCAUGAGUAUUUGCACACAGCACAGCACCUGCCCUGAUAUAGUGUCACAGGGGUUCCUGUGCUAAUAAUAAACAUCUUAUUUUUGUCUCUUAAAUGGAAGAGAAUGUUGCUGCAUGAGUAUAGAGAGUAUUUUUGUAGGCCAACCCCGAAUGUUAGCAUCGCCACUGGGAUUUUUCCCAUUGUUUUUUUUAGAUUAUUGCAGAAAAUAAGCUACAUUGCAAACACAACUUUAUGAUACAAACACCUUGUUUUUUGUAGCUGAGAUAAUCUCCAGAAAUGCACGCCACUUUUAUAAUGUGUGAGUGCAACGCUAUGAACACGAACUAACACACGCUGUCCACGUUAGCCACUUGUUAGCAACCGCUAACGUUUCCAGAGAGCGACACAAACUGACGCGUUUAUGUCGUAGGACAAAACGUUUUAAAUCUCGUACGCUUGUGUGUCAACCGUCCUCAUUUCAGGCAUCUGACAAAAUAAAACCAGGACUUUUUAAAGGGGCCACAAGCCAAAAAAAAAGAAGGUUGGGAACCACUGGUUGAGAGAGUUGGGACAUGAAUAACGCAGUUAGCAAAGGGUUUUGAAAAGGAAGAUAUCCUCAUCGUGAGUCCGACAGCUCGCGAUGCUUGUUGUUUUGUUGUUGUUUCUUUUGACUGAAAAAUGCUAUGUGACAACUGUGUUUAUUUUUUAAUUCGUGUGCGUCUCCGCAUUGCUUAAAUGACAAUGAAAACUGAGAGUGUGGCAGGUUUUUUGAAGCGGACCGGUUCAGAACCAAUAGACCCCGGGGCGGCCACUCAUGGCAUCACGACUCUUCACAAGUCACGCUAACCUCCAUAAACUACGACUCUUUGCACUCUGGGCAUCACUGGCAUCGACCUCUGACCCCCCAACCCCCCCCCCCCCCCAGAACAAACUUGUUUACGCGCCGUGAGGUGGGCAGCAGCGCCUUGAAAAGCUCUGAGAUGGCUGUGGGUGUUUAUUGAAUUUACAAGGAGAGGCAUGCUUUCUUGUGCAUGAUGCCUCUGAGAACAGGCUGUAUUUGUCCCCCUUCCUCCCACCUCUUAUUAUUAUCAUUAUUAUUCUGUGCCUCUCAUUCGGCUUCAUUUAAAAAGAAAGCGAGAGCAGCAGGUUGACGGUAACCCGGUCACGCUCGUGUCCUUCUCAGAGGCGCCGCUGGGCUUCCCGUCUCUCUCCCGCGCAGCACAGCGAGGGGAAGCCGCCGCAACGAGAUGGUGUUGAAUAUGAAUCGUGAGGAGAAGGAGUUCCCCCCCUUUCAUCCCUUCGCCUCCCUGUCUUUGUUCUUCUGAGGCUAUUACCAAAUCACCAAAUAGAAAAUCAAGGAGUGGGGGUGGGGGGGGGGGGGUUGAAACACCUUAUUCUCCUCUCUUUGCUUGUGUGUGAUGCUGCUGCUGAUGCUGCUGAUUACGAUGAUGCUCCUUUUCAAGUUUACCCAGAUUAGAUCUCUCUCCGACCGCGUGACAGGAGUCUCCUCUUGUGGAUAAGUGCAGAUGCCGCGUUCCCCAUUAGGAGAACUCCUCCAAAAAAAAAAGGGCGCAGAGAGCGAAGCGUUAUAUAAAUAUAUAUAUAUAUAUAUAUAUAUAUAUA